Molecule: messenger RNA, 4736 nt
Organism: Homo sapiens (human)
Lineage: Eukaryota; Metazoa; Chordata; Mammalia; Primates; Hominidae
Gene: ZIK1
Product: zinc finger protein interacting with K protein 1
Exons: 2
Coding region: 967-2121 (384 amino acids)
Biological process (GO): regulation of DNA-templated transcription
Cellular component (GO): nucleus
Source: RefSeq, a predicted model, not a curated record
GCAGGUGUUCUUCAGUCAGCCAAAUGGAUCUCUGUUCCUUGCUCUCUUCUUGGCUGGGUGUCUGUGUUCAGAUCCAUGACACCUUGUGUCCCAAGUUCCCUGCACCCCCAUCUGCUAGCUGACAUUUUCUUGUGGCUACCUGUGUCAUGAUUGUAGUCAUUGUCAUUGUCUAUACUUAUGGGGACAAUGGGCUCUUCUUACUCACUCCUUCUAGUUUGUUUGUUUGUUUGUUUGUUUAAUGAUAUUAACUUUCUUGCCCAUGGGCUGUUGUGUGCUGAGUCGUUCUGCAUCAGUGCUGAUCACUCACAUGUUCUGUCUUUCUGGUAGGACUUGGCUUCAUGAAGGUCCCACAUAGCUAGACAACUGAGGGUGUGCAGAGAAACCUGGUUGCUUUAUAGGGUGAACAUGGUCUCAGAGAAGGCCUGGGCUUGUUGAGUGGCAACUGGUUGGGGGCAUGAUAUCCGGGCUGUUUUCCGAUCACAUAAGGAGCCUGUCCUGUCUUCACCACUGUUUGGGUGCACAUGCCACUGGCCAAAUCUCAUUUCUAUAUUUUCUUCUCAGUACUUGACACUUCUCUCUCUUAUUAUUUUUAUCUAUGACUUCUAGCACCUGGCUACCUCCACCUUUCUGAUCUUCAUGCAUCAUCUGCUUCUCUGCACUGCUCCCUCUGCAAUGUUUUCCAACAUUGACACACACAUAAUGUCUCAUGAAGUAUGUAUAUAUGACCACAUGAAGAUAUGUGAUCAUAUCACUUGCUACUCAGUUUCAAUUGUAUUUUCCUGGGCUUGGGCACAGUCAACCUUCUGCACAGCAUGCAGGUGUCACCAGCAGACAAGGUCCUCCUGAAGACUAUGUGGUUGUGGCCAUGGAACAGAGGAUGAAGAGACACCUUCUGACCAGAAUGUUUCUGUAGGAGUGUCACAGUCAAAGGCAGGUUCAUCCACACAGAAGACUCAAUCCUGUGAGAUGUGUGUCCCAGUCCUGAAAGAUAUUUUGCAUCUAGCUGAUCUCCCUGGGCAGAAACCAUACUUGGUUGGAGAAUGUACAAACCAUCACCAGCACCAGAAGCAUCACAGUGCAAAGAAAUCCUUGAAGAGGGACAUGGACAGAGCCUCAUAUGUGAAGUGCUGCCUAUUCUGUAUGUCAUUGAAGCCCUUUCGCAAAUGGGAGGUUGGAAAGGACCUUCCAGCCAUGUUGCGGCUUCUGAGGUCCCUGGUCUUUCCUGGAGGCAAGAAACCCGGCACAAUUACUGAAUGUGGGGAGGACAUUCGCAGUCAAAAAAGUCAUUACAAGUCAGGUGAAUGUGGGAAGGCUUCCAGGCACAAACACACUCCUGUUUACCAUCCAAGAGUCUACACUGGAAAAAAGCUUUAUGAGUGUAGCAAAUGUGGGAAAGCCUUCCGUGGCAAGUACUCACUUGUUCAGCACCAGAGAGUCCAUACUGGAGAAAGGCCUUGGGAGUGCAAUGAAUGUGGAAAAUUCUUUAGCCAAACCUCCCACCUGAAUGAUCAUCGGAGAAUCCACACCGGAGAAAGGCCUUAUGAGUGCAGCGAAUGUGGAAAAUUAUUUAGACAAAACUCCAGCCUUGUUGACCACCAGAAAAUACACACUGGAGCAAGGCCUUAUGAGUGUAGCCAGUGUGGGAAAUCCUUUAGCCAAAAAGCCACCCUUGUUAAACACCAAAGAGUUCACACUGGAGAAAGGCCUUAUAAGUGUGGUGAAUGUGGGAAUUCCUUUAGUCAAAGUGCCAUUCUUAAUCAACACCGAAGAAUUCACACUGGAGCAAAGCCUUAUGAGUGUGGCCAGUGUGGGAAAUCCUUUAGUCAAAAAGCUACCCUCAUUAAACACCAGAGAGUUCACACUGGAGAAAGGCCUUAUAAGUGUGGUGACUGUGGGAAAUCCUUUAGUCAAAGCUCCAUCCUUAUUCAACACCGGAGAAUUCAUACUGGAGCAAGGCCUUAUGAGUGUGGCCAGUGUGGAAAGUCCUUUAGCCAAAAGUCUGGUCUCAUUCAACACCAAGUGGUUCACACUGGAGAAAGGCCUUAUGAGUGCAACAAAUGUGGGAAUUCCUUUAGCCAAUGCUCCAGCCUCAUACAUCACCAAAAAUGUCAUAACACAUAGAGGCCUCAUGAAUGCAGCAAAUGUGGAAGCGCCUUCAACUCAAGAUCUAUCAUCAUUUAGCUCCUGAAAGUCCACACUUAAGUAGAGCCUUAGACCUACAGGGAAAGUGCUGUCUCUGUAGUAUUGUAGCAGUAGAGAGCCUUUGUGAGGGAGCCAUCUGCCUGAAGUUGAACCUCAUUCUUCCUUGUUUCUCUGGUAGAAACCAUCUACCCUCUACCACCUUGCACAGUGGGCACUGGUCACUCCUAUGUGCUAAGACAAGGCAGACAUCUGUGUGUUCUCUUAAGUCUUUGGAGGAAAUCUUGAGCAGUCUAAGCCUUUAGAGAAAAUUCAUUCUUUUUUCUGACUGAUCACAGCAUACGUGUGACCCAGUUUGGGUCAGGAGGGCCCAGCCUUGGUUCUGCUGGACACUUAUGUGCAAGGAUUCCCUUCAUGUAAAUUCUUGGUCUCACAUGACACUUGGUCAUUCUUCCAGCCUCCAUGUCACCACGUGGUGAAUGGCUGCCUCACAUUGCUCCAGUUUGUGCACUAAUAAAAGCCUUAUAUUUGAAUCUACCUGUAGUCUUGGGGUUCUGUUUACUGUGUGGGGUGGCUGGGAGACAGACUUCAACUCUAUAUGAAGGAAUGGAUGGCUUUUGUGGGCCUCUGCAGGAAAGUAAGAUGACAGAGUAAUUCUAAUUCUGGUUUUGGUCAUACUUGCUUUGCUACCUAAAAUCUCCUAGGAAAAAAUGCAAGGUUUUGGUUAUUCUAAUUUGUGGCCUGGAUCCCUAUUCUUUCUGUGAGACUAGAGGUCAUCCUGAGGAGAGGCCAGCUGUUAUGACAAGCAUGUGUGCUUCAGGGAAUAGGACAAUUUUAUUCCAUUGUUUCCAGAGGAUGUCAUAUGAUGCCCAGUGCUGCUGAGAAGCUUUUCAUGGGGUUCUAUAAGGAGGCAUGCCCUGAUAUCAAACAUUCCAUAGGCCGAUGUCACGCAGAAGACAACGCGAGUCACAUGUGAACUGUAAUUGGUACAGAAAUACCUGGGUAUUUCUGUACUGUGUGUACUGUAGCAAACUAGUUGGAAUGUGCCUCUUAUAAAAGUACAUUUACAAAUCUUCCCGUGACUGUGGCUUUGAGCAGUCAUAGGACCUAGAAAUCUGUGUAUGUCCAAUAGCUGAGGUUAUUUUCAGCAAAAAUAAUUAAAGGGUUUUAUUUUUUAAUUCUUGUUGGUUUUCUAGGUUGUUCACCUCAAGUGCAUUGCUGUAGAGGCAGAAAAAGGAGGAUAAAGAUAACAGAAGUCCUAUAGGCCAGGGAUGUAUUGAUAGCUCUUGUGAUUUCCACCAGUGUUGCUGUUGUCUCAAAUUGCCACAGCCUUCAUUGCUUGCCAACAUUUCCUGCAUGGAGGGACUCAUGGUUGCCCUUCCCCAGGCCUGAAGAGAGAGUGCAGUCAACAUGAGAUUGCUAGGCAUUCUGGUUUCUGAAAGUUGGGUGAUCAGAUACUUUAUUGUGAAACAUGUUUUACAAACUUUCUUGAUGUGUAAGUGACAUGCCAUAGUUUACAUCCAUUUAUGGUGUAUAAUUUGAAGAGUUUGUCAUACAAGCCUGUGAAACCAUAAUCAUGAUCAUGAACAUAUUCAUGAUUCACCUCUUGCUGUUUUACAAUCUCUGCGUGUACUUUCCAGGCCUUCAGGAGUCCUGUCAUUUACUUUCCCUACAGGAGAAUAGUUUGUGUUUUCUAGGAUUUUAUGUGAAUUGAAACGUAAAAUACUUACUCCAUUUUUCCUGAUGAUGCACAAUUUUUUUUUUUUUUUUGAGAUGGAGUCUCAGUCUGUCACCAGGCUGGAGUGCAGUGGCAUGAUCUUGGCUCACUCCAACCUCCUCCUGGGUUCCAGCGAUUCUCCUGCCUCAGCCUCCUGAGAAGCUAGGACUACAGGCAUGCACUACCACGCCCAACUAAUUUUUGUAUUUUUAGUAGAGAUGUGGUUUUACCAUGUUUGCCAGGAUGGUCUUGAUCUCUUGACCUCGUGAUCCGCCCGCCUCAGCCUCCCGAAGUGCUGGGAUUACAGGCGUAAGCCACCACACCAGCUGAUGCACAAUUACUUUUAAGAUUUAUCAAUAUUGCUUAUGUGAAUAGUUCAUUUGUAUUGCUGAGAAAUAGUCUGUGGAUAUGUCACAAUUUGGAUAAACAGUUGGAUGCUUUCCAGUUUUGGGCUGUUGCAAAUAAUGCUACUAUGAACAUAGGCAUAUAACUCUUAAUAUGCAGAAAUGCUUUAUUUCUCCUGUGUCAGUAGUACAGUGUACGUGAAUGCGUCACUUUUAAAGACAAGGCCAGACUAUAACCUAACUGUACCAUUUGCAUUCUCAUCAACAGUAUGUGAACCUUCUUAUUUCUCUACAUUCUUGCCAUACUUGGUAUGGUUAGUCUUUUUAAUUUUAGUUGUUUUAAUAGCUGUAUAAUAGCAUCUGUCUGUGAUUUUAUUGCAUUUUUCUGGUAUUUUAUGGUAUUGAACAUUUGAACAUCUUGUAUCUAGUUGCCACCUGUAUAUCCUCUUUGGAAGAAUGUUUAUUAAUGUCUUUUGCUUAUUUUUAAAUGGAUGUUGGUGAUACUUUUUCAUUAAUAAAUAGACGUAUAACAAAGA